GCCCCCAGCCAGCUGGCCAAGAGGAAGGCGGGCGAGGAAGAGGAAGAAGAGGAGGAGGAGGAGCAGGAGCGGCUCGUCCCGGCGUCAAAACUCUUGCAAAUUUGGAGCUUUGGAGCCAGCUCUUCCUGACCUUGCAUUUGAAAUGGGCAAAGGCUGCAAACAGAGGUGAUUACAGAAGAGACACCUGUUUAGCAUAGAUCAGACUGAACACAAGGCAUUAUCAUCUCCAAAGAAUGAGCAAUGCGUGGAAAAAGAAAACAUGCUAUUGGAGGGACAUUCUGUGUAACUUUCAAGAAAGCACAUUUACUUAGAUGAAACUUAACUCUACUUCAUCUUAAAUCAAAGACUCGCAAGAGACAGAAGCCUGUCAGUGAGACGGAGAGUGGAGAAUGUUACAGGUCACCUUUCCGGAAACCCUUAGCUCCGUUGACCAAUAGACCUCACUGCAUGGAUAGCAGUCAACAUGAGGCUUUUAUCCGCAGUAUUUUGUCCAAACCCUUCAAAGUUCCCAUUCCAAAUUAUAAAGGGCCACUGGGCUUGCGCGCGCUGGGUAUCAAACGAGCAGGGCUGAGGAGUCCUCUCCAUGACCCUUUUGAGGAAGGAGCUCUGGUUCUGUACGAGCCCCCGCUGCUGAGUGCCCACGACCAGCUGAAAAUAGACAAGGACAAAGCACCUGUCCAUGUUGUGGUGGAUCCUGUCCUUAGCCGUGUUUUACGGCCCCAUCAGAGAGAAGGAGUGAAGUUCCUCUGGGACUGUGUGACAAGCCGGCGGAUCCCUGGGAGUCAUGGCUGUAUCAUGGCAGAUGAAAUGGGGCUGGGCAAAACCCUGCAGUGCAUCACACUCAUGUGGACGCUUCUCCGGCAAAGUCCAGACUGCAAGCCUGAAAUUGAGAAAGCCAUGGUGGUGUCUCCCUCCAGCUUGGUGAGAAACUGGUACAAUGAAGUAGAGAAAUGGCUGGGGGGAAGGAUCCAGCCACUGGCCAUUGACGGAGGCUCCAAAGAAGAGAUUGACCGUAAACUAGUUGGCUUUAUGAACCAGCGUGGCCUGCGAGUGCCUUCACCCAUCCUGAUCAUCUCCUAUGAAACCUUCCGACUCCAUGCCGAGGCGUUACAGAAGGGCAGUGUUGGGCUGGUCAUAUGUGAUGAGGGCCAUAGACUGAAGAACUCUGAAAACCAAACAUACCAGGCUCUCAACAGCUUAAAUACACCUCGACGAGUCCUUAUCUCAGGCACCCCCAUACAGAAUGACCUGCUGGAAUAUUUCAGCCUGGUACACUUUGUCAAUUCAGGCAUCCUAGGGACUGCGCAGGAAUUUAAAAGGCAUUUUGAAAUUCCCAUCUUGAAAGGCAGAGAUGCGGAUGCAAGUGAAGCUGAGCGACACAAAGGAGAAGAGAGGCUUAAAGAACUGAUCAGCAUUGUGAACAGGUGUUUAAUCCGCAGAACGUCAGACAUCCUAUCCAAAUACCUGCCAGUGAAGAUCGAGCAAGUGGUCUGCUGCAGACUGACACCUCUGCAGGCUGAGCUGUACAAGAACUUCCUGAAGCAAGCCAAGCCGGUGGAGGAGCUGAAGGAGGGCAAAAUCAGUGUGUCAUCUCUCUCCUCCAUCACUUCCUUGAAGAAGCUCUGCAACCACCCGGCUCUUAUCUAUGAUAAGUGUGUGGAAGAAGAAGAAGGUUUUAUGGGAGCCCUGGACUUGUUUCCUGCUGGCUACAGCACUAAAUCUGUGGAGCCUCAGCUUUCAGGAAAGAUGCUAGUUUUGGACUACAUCCUUGCUGUUACGAAAAGCACCAGUAACGACAAGGUGGUUUUAGUAUCUAACUACACUCAGACACUGGACCUGUUUGAAAAGCUCUGCAGGAACAGAAGGUAUUUAUAUGUCCGGCUGGAUGGCACCAUGUCCAUUAAAAAGAGAGCAAAGAUUGUGGAGCGAUUCAACAGCCCCUCGAGCCCUGAGUUUAUCUUCAUGUUAAGCAGCAAAGCAGGUGGCUGUGGUCUGAAUUUGAUUGGGGCUAACAGACUGGUUAUGUUCGACCCAGACUGGAAUCCAGCUAACGAUGAGCAGGCCAUGGCUCGUGUGUGGCGGGAUGGCCAGAAGAAGACCUGCUACAUCUAUCGACUGCUUUCAACAGGGACCAUAGAGGAGAAGAUAUUCCAACGCCAGACCCACAAGAAGGCCCUCAGCAGCUGUGUAGUGGAUGAAGAGCAGGAUGUAGAAAGGCACUUCUCACUUGGGGAGCUGAAGGAGCUCUUCACAUUGAAUGAGACCACCACCAGUGACACCCAUGACAAGAUCAAGUGUCGUCGUUGUGUGAAUGGCCACCAGGUGCGGCCCCCUCCUGAAGGCUCCGACUGCACCUCUGACCUCUCCCAGUGGAACCACUGUGCUGAUAAGCGGGGGCUGCAGGACUCUGUGCUGAAGGCUGCAUGGGAUGCUGCCGUCACCUUCACCUUUCAUCAUCACUCCCAUGAGGAGCAGCGAGGGAUUCCCUAACAGGUUACUGUCCCCUGUGGGGGCAAGGGCAGGCUGCUCUGGCAGUCCACCCCACUUUAGUUCCUUUCAGGGAAAGGGGCAGUGGGUGGCAGUACGUGUGCUGGAUUGGCGUGUGGCUGUUGGAAUAGCAGAAUAACAUCGUUUCUGAGAGGCUGGAAGGGAUUUAGCAUUGGGUAGUCUACUGCAAGAACAAGGAAUCCAUGGCUUUUUCUCUGCUGUUGUAUUAUGUGCCUGAAAAACAGCCUUUUUGCAACUGGGAAGAACUGGACCUCGUGCACUUCAUCAGAUUCAGCACUGGUUCUUGUGAUUUUGGUGUCUGUGCCUUCUACUCAGCCAAGUUUUGUUCUUCAGGUUUAAGUUAAGCCUGCAGUUUUAUAGCACUUGAUGUGCACAAUCGUGGUUUUCUUCUUAGACAGCUGUGGCUUAUGGCUGCUGAUCAGAACGUUGCAGGAUUCAUUUCUGUUGUGAAAUGUGAACCUUGCUGAUUACUUUAGGAACAAGAGGAUUUGUACAAGGGGAAAAAAAAGAUCACCUUGAAUGUUGAACAUCUGGCCUGAAAGAUCAUACAGGCAGUAAAAAAAUCAGGCUUUAUUAAGGUAACUCAAUUUCUAAAAUUAUUUGCUUUGUUAUGGGCAGGAUCCUCUGAUCUAGCAGUGUUUUAAUUACAUCAUAUUACAAGCCAGUAAUAAAAUUCACACUUUUGUAGAUUAUGGGUCUUAAUUAUUUUUAUUAUAAAAACAUUACAAAAGAACAAACCGUUCAAAACCUCUGUAAAAGGACUGCAGACAUUGGAGAGAGGCAACACAACUGCAUGUGAACAGCAGGCUACUUGGUACAUAAAGAAUUUUUAUAUGAAGUAAAAUUUUCUAAAUGUAAAAGGUCAAGACUGGGUGCUUUUUUAGCUUGUUUUCUACUCCCUUUAAGUGGAGGGAAGAGUUCUUAUUUCACAGAUCACAGAACGGUUAAGUAGGAAAGAGUCUUAAAGUCAGAUUGUCCAAUGCCCCUGCUCAAAAGCAAGGUCACCUAGAGCUGCUUGCCACACAUCCCAGCCAGAUGGCUUUUGAGUCUCUCCAACAAUGGAGAUAGUUCUUGAUGAGAUACUGGCUGAUACAAUGUGAGAUUUGUAACAACACUCGGUGAAAUAAAUAACUGCUUGUCCCAACAUCUGCAGGAAGUCACAGAAGCUUAUUUGAUAUCCGUCCCACUUAAAAUAUCCAAACUGAGGAGAUGGUAAGAGGUAGAUCACCUGGAAAUACAGCUGUUGACCCACAUGGCCUUGUGUCACUCCACUGUGGUAACCCUUCUUCAGAUAAAUAGAAAAGAGACAAGAACAACUGUACCCUGCUUGAACCAGGGGAAGAAAACCCCACCUUUGUGAUGAAAUAAUCUUAUCAGCCACGGACUGAACUGCUUAGGUUCAAGCUGAUUGAUUUU
Cuculus canorus (common cuckoo) is the source of this 3924-nucleotide messenger RNA. RefSeq names its product RAD54 like (gene RAD54L). The transcript has 18 exons. The record is from RefSeq and is a predicted model, not a curated record. Gene Ontology annotation, molecular function: ATP binding; ATP-dependent chromatin remodeler activity; DNA translocase activity. Bases 448 to 2490 code for a protein of 680 amino acids. NCBI's taxonomy places the organism in Eukaryota, Metazoa, Chordata, Aves, Cuculiformes, Cuculidae. Gene Ontology annotation, cellular component: nucleus. Gene Ontology annotation, biological process: reciprocal meiotic recombination; double-strand break repair via synthesis-dependent strand annealing.